GACUCUCGGGGCUGUUCCCGCCGCCGUCGGAUGCGCCGGGAUCCGGAAACGCUGAGGGAGUUCCGGGAGUGCCGGGGCUCGCAGGGCGGGACGGGUGUGGGGCUCCCGCCUCAUCUCCUUACCCUUUAAUGGCGCACAUCACCAUAAAUCAGUACUUGCAGCAAGUACAAGAAGCCAUUGAGACCAGAGACGGAACAUUUUGUGCAGAAUUAGUAUCAUUUAAACAUCCACAUGUUGCAAACCCAAGGCUACAGCUUCCAUCUCCAGAGGAGAAGUGUCAACAAGUUUUGGAAUCACCAUAUGAUGAAAUGUUUGCAGCCCACUUAAGGUGUACUUAUGCUGUUGCAAACCAUGACUUCAUAGAAGCAUACAAAUGCCAAACAGUUAUUGUCCAAUCUUUCCUGCGAGCAUUUCAGGCGCAUAAAGAAGAAAAUUGGGCCUUACCUAUUAUGUAUUCUGUAGCCCUUGAUCUUCGAAUUUUUGCUAAUAAUGCAGAUCAACAGCUUGUGAAGAAAGGCAAAAGCAAAGUUGGUGACAUGUUGGAAAAAGCAGCAGAACUGCUGAUGGGCUGCUUUCGAGUCUGUGCCAGUGACACUCGAGCAGGCAUCGAAGACUCCAAAAAGUGGGGCAUGUUGUUUCUCGUGAAUCAGCUGUUUAAAAUUUAUUUUAAGAUCAACAAGCUCCAUCUCUGUAAGCCCUUAAUAAGAGCAAUUGACAGCUCAAAUCUGAAGGAUGAGUAUAGCAUGGCACAGAGAGUUACAUACAAAUACUAUGUUGGACGCAAGGCCAUGUUUGACAGUGACUUUAAGCAAGCUGAAGAGUAUCUGUCAUUUGCCUUUGAGCACUGUCACCGAUCAAGCCAGAAGAACAAAAGAAUGAUUUUGAUCUACCUGCUGCCGGUAAAAAUGUUGUUGGGCCAUAUGCCAACAGUUCAGCUCUUAAAAAAGUAUGACCUUAUGCAGUUUGCUGAAGUAACAAAGUCUGUGAGUGAAGGAAAUCUUCUCCUACUGAAUGAUGCUCUGACAAAGCAUGAGACCUUCUUUAUUCGAUGUGGAAUCUUUCUUAUCCUUGAGAAGCUGAAAAUCAUCACAUACAGGAAUCUCUUCAAGAAAGUAUAUUUACUACUCAAAACCCAUCAGCUAUCUCUAGAUGCUUUUCUGAUUGCUCUGAAGUUCAUGCAAGUAGAUGAUGUUGAUAUUGAUGAAGUCCAGUGUAUUUUAGCUAACCUUAUAUAUUUGGGUCACAUUAAAGGCUACAUAUCCCAUCAGCAUCAGAAGCUUGUGGUCAGCAAGCAGAACCCAUUUCCUCCAUUGUCAACAGUGUGUUGUUGAGUAUUGCAUCUUAGCUAUUCAAGUACUCUUCAGAUACUCGGCUUGCCCAGUGGAUCUGCUCCCUGUCACCCCAAAAACACUGUAAAUGACCUGGUUCUUGUCCAGGACUGAAAUACCAGGAACUGUUUGUGGCUCCUUUCCCAGAAUGACCAAGGCUGCCAGUGUUACAAAGUGCAUUGAGAUGAAAUGCUGACUUUUAAAUGGUAGUUUCCACAGGCUUUCUAGAUCAUUCAAAGUACUUCAUGAAGAAAUAAAGCAAAGCAUUCCAAAUUCCUUCUGAACUACUUAAAAGCAUUUAUAAAGUACUUUGUGUUACUA
Corvus hawaiiensis (hawaiian crow) is the source of this 1649-nucleotide messenger RNA. RefSeq names its product PCI domain containing 2 (gene PCID2). Gene Ontology annotation, biological process: transcription elongation by RNA polymerase II; poly(A)+ mRNA export from nucleus; post-transcriptional tethering of RNA polymerase II gene DNA at nuclear periphery. The record is from RefSeq and is a predicted model, not a curated record. The transcript is spliced from 14 exons. The coding region runs from base 129 to 1331 and encodes 400 amino acids. Gene Ontology annotation, molecular function: double-stranded DNA binding; RNA binding. Lineage: Eukaryota; Metazoa; Chordata; Aves; Passeriformes; Corvidae. Gene Ontology annotation, cellular component: transcription export complex 2.